AUGACGGACGAAUACUCUUUUGGGCCGAAUCUUUCAUGUCUCGAGCUCCCUCCAAGAUCAUUUGCCGAUGCUAGACCUGAGCUCCACCAGUUUAUCUUUCUGGUGCGGAUCAUGACCAAACAUGGCACGUUAUUCUUACAACAAACUCCUUCAUCCCUAUGGAUGCUGCCACAGCUGCAUGUCGAUUUGAAGUGGGAUCUAUCGCGAUCAGUCGCGGAUACCAUAUGGUUGAAUGUUCUGGCAGCAACAGGUCUGAGAUUGGCCUCCAUUGAUAAGCUUUCAGACCUACGCAUAACAAAAUGCGAAGCCUGCGAAGCCUGCGAAGGGUCGAUAGGCAUUUACCAAUUUGAUGCAUCGAUUCGUGAGGAAUACCAUCGAAAUCCAGCUGGCCUGUCAUGGAAACCGGCCAUCCCUAGCGAUAAGAUAUGGCUCAAAUUAUCAGAAAAUUAUCAUGGGCAUAGAUGGGUGAAUGAUCACCCUGUCACCGAUCUCAAAAACAUCAAUGCUACUUGCUCUGGGUUCGAAAAAGAGGCAUUUACUCUUGCUUGA
Messenger RNA from Penicillium verhagenii, 549 nucleotides. RefSeq lists its product as uncharacterized. The record is from RefSeq and is a predicted model, not a curated record. Bases 1 to 549 code for a protein of 182 amino acids. Lineage: Eukaryota; Fungi; Ascomycota; Eurotiomycetes; Eurotiales; Aspergillaceae. The transcript has a single exon.